AUGAGCAGAAAGGUCCUCCUGCAGCUCUCCCUCCUGCUCUGCUACCCCGUCCCCCUGACCUGGAAGAACACGGCCGGCCAGGUGUAUGAGAUGGUGCUCACCUACAACGUGGUGGCCGCUGGCAUCCUGGACGAGGUCAUGGCUGUGGUCAGCAGCACGGCCUGGGACACUAAGUUCCUGCUAGUGAGAGCCUGUGUGACUGCCUGGGCCUGCCUAGACCACAGCUGGACCCCAAGUUUUCUCAACUUCUGUGAUGCAUUUGAAGCUGUGUUCCCUGUAGCUCAGCUGCUUAGCCUGCUGAGACCAAGCUUCUGUGAACUAGUGAUCCAGGCAGCCUUUGGCAGCUCCGAGUGGCCAUUUGGCCUGCCCGAGCUGACGCUGCGUAGAUUCCCUGGGACGGCCUCCAGCUUCAGGGUAGUCGGAGACUUUUCAGCGCUGCUGGGGCCCCGUGUCAUCCCGCAGCAGCCGGCUGCUUCCUAA
Messenger RNA from Rangifer tarandus platyrhynchus (Svalbard reindeer), 480 nucleotides. The record is from the annotation of a GenBank genome assembly. NCBI's taxonomy places the organism in Eukaryota, Metazoa, Chordata, Mammalia, Artiodactyla, Cervidae.